Messenger RNA from Medicago truncatula (barrel medic), 699 nucleotides. Its product is annotated as copper transport protein CCH. NCBI's taxonomy places the organism in Eukaryota, Viridiplantae, Streptophyta, Magnoliopsida, Fabales, Fabaceae. The transcript has 3 exons. The record is from RefSeq and is a predicted model, not a curated record. The coding region runs from base 177 to 509 and encodes 110 amino acids. Gene Ontology annotation, molecular function: metal ion binding.
CAAAUUUGCUUGUUAUGCAAAGUUUUGCAUAGAAAAUUUGAGGAAUAAUUCAAACAAGAUCAAUUUGACGAUUGUUUAACAAAACAUGACAUAGUCAAACUUUUGAUCAAUUCCUAAUACAGCAAGUUUAAAAACGAGAUGAGAGAAGCAAAGCUUAAGGAUACACCAUAUGGGCUAUGGCCUCUAGAAAUGAAAAUGAUAAUCGUUCUCUUUUAUACUUGGAGAACUUGACACUCCCUUCGUUUCAAGUUGUGGUGAUAGAAGCAACUACUGGAUGUAAUGGUUGCCAAGAAAGAGUUUCCAGAAUUGUCUCAAAAAUGAUUGGGUUGACGGAGUACACAAUAGAUGUUCGCAAGAAUGAAGUAUCUGUGAAGGGAGAUUUCAUGGCACGUUGCGACUUCCAGUCUAAAUCAUUUAGAAGCAGGGCCCUGAAGAGUUCCACCGAUCAACCCAAGUCAUUGUUUGCCUGUUUAACUCAAUUUGACAAGCAUAAAUGUAACAAAAAGUAGAUCAAAAGCAGCUACAAGCUUCAAACUAUAAGGCUCACUUUGUUCUUUCUUUCUUGCAUACUACAAAACUAAACUAACCGCGUGAAAUCAAUAGAGGCUGCAAAACCAUAUUUGAAAACAGGCGGGUACGGGAACUAUAUGCAUAAGAUGAAAGGAAACAAUAAGUCAAUAUUUGCCAUUAUUUGAUUCA